Messenger RNA from Pieris macdunnoughi, 447 nucleotides. Lineage: Eukaryota; Metazoa; Arthropoda; Insecta; Lepidoptera; Pieridae. The record is from the annotation of a GenBank genome assembly.
AUGCUGAACGAGUGUGAUGCAGAUGGGAUUGUUGGUACCAUAAAAGCGACACUCGCUAGAUUUAAUAUACCUCUACAAAAUUUAAUGGGCAUCGGAACAGAUAAUGCUUCCGUGAUGACCGGCGUCAAUAACGGUGUAUAUGCUAAACUGAAAAAGGAUUUGCCGAGUUUAGUUUUGGUGCGUUGCAUUUGUCACUCUCUGCAAUUGGCAGUAUCGGCAGUAACAAAGCAAUUUUUACCGAGAAAUCUCGAGUUUAUUAUUAAAGAAACAUAUGAUUGGUUCAAUCGAUCUUCGUCAAGGCAAGCGGCUUACAAAGAACUAUACAAACUUAUAAACGACGGUCAUGAUCCAUUAAAAAUUGUACAGUCUUGUCAAACUCGAUGGCUUUCUAUAGUCUGCAGUUGCACGCAUUUACGCACAAUGGUUGGAACUGAAAACACAUUUUAA